Molecule: messenger RNA, 2029 nt
Organism: Sceloporus undulatus (fence lizard)
Lineage: Eukaryota; Metazoa; Chordata; Lepidosauria; Squamata; Phrynosomatidae
Gene: HPCAL1
Product: hippocalcin like 1
Exons: 4
Coding region: 371-952 (193 amino acids)
Molecular function (GO): calcium ion binding
Source: RefSeq, a predicted model, not a curated record
GGAGCCCUCUUCUCGCCUUGGCCAGCUGCAGGAGAGAGACCUCGCUUCCUUUUCCUCCCUUUCUCUCUCUCUCUCUAGUCUUUUCUGCCUCCCCUUCCUCUGCUUUGGGUGCUGCUUGCCUGCCUGCCAGCCCUUGGGGGGAAGUGGAGCUCCUGCUGCUGCUGCUGCUUCUGGCCCAGGAGGAGAGAGGGUGAGUGGGGCGGAGCUGAGGGUUGCCUUGGCCGGCCCUGAGCAGCCCCCGAGAAAGCGGGAAGAAGGAGAAGAGCAGCUGCCAAGCAAGCAAAGAAAGAAGGAAAGAAAGAAGCCUGGUAAGGGGACUUCAGGGCAAGCCCCAAAGUGUGUGGGAACUUGGACACCAACCAAGAGUAGAAUGGGGAAACAGAACAGUAAAUUAAGACCUGAAGUUCUCCAGGAUCUCCGAGAGAAUACUGAAUUCACAGACCACGAGCUUCAAGAGUGGUAUAAAGGCUUCUUAAAAGAUUGCCCAACUGGCCAUUUGACUGUUGAAGAAUUCAAAAAGAUAUAUGCUAAUUUCUUCCCCUAUGGUGAUGCCUCGAAGUUUGCAGAGCACGUGUUCCGUACAUUCGAUACCAAUGGCGAUGGGACGAUUGACUUUCGGGAAUUUAUCAUUGCGCUGAGUGUCACUUCCCGAGGAAAGUUGGAACAGAAGCUGAAAUGGGCAUUUAGCAUGUAUGACCUUGAUGGCAAUGGCUACAUCAGCCGUGCUGAAAUGCUUGAGAUAGUGCAGGCAAUCUACAAAAUGGUGUCUUCUGUAAUGAAAAUGCCAGAGGAUGAAUCUACUCCAGAGAAACGAACAGACAAAAUAUUCAGACAGAUGGACACAAACAAUGAUGGUAAACUAUCUCUUGAAGAGUUUAUUAAAGGUGCCAAGAGUGAUCCUUCUAUCGUGCGGUUGUUACAGUGUGAUCCAAGCAGUGCAAGUCAGUUUUAAUUAAACUCUGGACAGUUUGCAAAGAAAAUGACUGGCUUGUUCAAGCUUUGCUCGUAAAUGGAUGCCUUCUUAACCAUUCCUCAGUGGUUAGAGGAUGAGACUCUGCUGCCAGAUAUCUGUGUGUCCAAGUGAAAGACAGCCUCACUCCUCGCACCAACAUUGAUGCAACUCCUCCUCCAACUUCCACAAGUUCAUCUUUUCCCUCCCUUUCUGUCCAUGAUAUUUUCACUUCCUCUACACAUCUAGCAUAACUCAAGGAUAUGUUUACAUUGCAGGUUAAAGGGGAGUUAUUCCACAUCACUUGGUUAAUAUGAACAGAUGACUUUGACGUAUCCCCCUAAACGAAAUACUGUGCCCAGCACAGCAAUGGCAAACGAAAGGCAAAUUAUUUGCUUCCCAGAAAACAGCUAUGAAAUGUGGAAUAGAUUAAGUAAAAAUAUAAUAAAAUUUAAAAGCAUGAUACCGGUUUCCUUUCUAUAAGGAAAAUUGCUUGCACUUAAUGUAAUGGUCUUUCCAUUCUAUUAAAUAUAUAAAUAUAUAUAUAUAUAAACUAUAUAUAUAUGGUGAAGUAAAAUUUUAAUAUUUAGGUCAUAUUUAAUAUAUCAAGUAGAACUCAUGCUUUAUUUCUUGUUGUAUGUGAUUAUUUCAGUCUUUUUUUUAAAGAGAGCGAGAGCGAGAGAGAAUUGUUAUAUUUAUGCAUAGCAAAGUUGCCUAUAAGGCAUUGCAUGACUAACUGUUUGUGAAUAUAACAUUGUUUUAAUUACCAAUUGCAACACUUUGUUUAUUUUUACUGUUGAUUGAUUGAGCAUUUUAUUAUGUUAAAAUGAAAUUAUGUUAUGAAAUCUAAAAGGAAUAAAAUUGUACUUCUGUGUUUCUCAGUGAAGUGCCACUCCUUGUGGCGGCAGCAGCAUUUGACAUGGCUUUUGAGUGAGGUGAGGUGAUUUGACAUGCGCUUACUAUGGCCCUCCUUCUUUGUUGAUGUCCAUCUCUGUUAAUAGUCCUGUGCAUUCCAGUGUUAUUUAAUAUCUGCCUAAAACCAAGAAACGUCAGUUGAAAUAAAGACUCAUUUUCUUGUCA